GCCCCACCCUCCAUUCUCUUCUUUGGUCAGCGGCCGGCGAGACGGCCAGAAACCGCGGUGGUACCGUAUUGCCGGUGUUCCUGAGAGCGAGUAAAUUGGCAGCCCAGGGGAGCCCAGAAGGUUGUGAAAAGAACUGGAAGCUUUAAAAUGUCAUCCGGGGACAUCAUUCAGGAGUCAGCGAACCUGUCGCUGGAUGAAUUGUAUGUCUCUGGUCAAGAAGGAGAUGAUGCAACUGGAACAGGAACAAAGGACAAACCAUUUAAGACAGCCCUUCGGGCCUUACAAGCAGCAGGGAAGGAACCAUUCCCAACUAUCUAUGUGGAUUCCCAAAAGGAAGAUGAGCGCUGGGAAGUUAUAUCAAAAUCACAAAUGAAAAACGUUAAAAAGCUCUGGCAACGGGAUCAAAUGAAGAAUGAAUCGAAAGAAAAAAGGGAGCUGGAAGAUGCAUUGCGGCGGGAGAAGAAUCUGGAAGAGGCUAAAAAGAUAGCUAUUAAACUGGAUAUUAGUCUUGGAGAACCACAUCAGAUAAAAAUCCGAGACACAGAAGCACAUAGAGGGCAACGAGUGAAGCUCUUUGGCUGGGUCCACAGGUUACGUAGACAAGGGAAGAACUUGAUGUUUGUUGUUUUGCGUGAUGGCACAGGAUUUCUGCAAUGUGUCUUCAGUGAUGAGCUGUGUCAGUGCUACAAUGGAAUAGUGCUAUCGACAGAGAGCUCCAUUGCAGUUUAUGGAACCUUGAAAGUUGUGCCAGAAGGCAAAAUGGCUCCUGGAGGGCAUGAAUUGAUUUGUGAUUACUGGGAACUGAUCGGUUUGGCUCCAGCAGGGGGUGCAGAUAAUUUGCUUAAUGAAGAAUCUGAUGUAGAUGUGCAACUGAACAACCGUCACAUGAUGCUCAGAGGAGAGAACUUGUCCAAAAUCUUCAAAGUGCGCUCUGCUGUGGUGCAGUGCUUCAGGGACCACUACUUUGACAAUAACUACUUUGAAGUUACACCACCUACCUUGGUGCAGACACAGGUUGAGGGAGGUUCUACACUAUUUAAAUUGAAUUAUUUUGGUGAAGAGGCCUUCCUGACGCAAUCUUCUCAACUGUAUUUGGAGACUUGUAUCCCUGCACUUGGAGAUGUUUUCUGUGUUGCUCAGUCCUACCGUGCCGAACAGUCUCGGACACGCAGACACCUUGCAGAAUACUCUCAUGUUGAGGCAGAAUGUCCAUUCAUUACUUUCAAUGAACUUCUCAACCGUUUGGAAGACCUUGUCUGUGAUGUGGCUGAACGCAUCCUGAAGUCACCUUAUGGGGAUCUUGUGCGUGAAUUGAACCCAGAUUUCAAGCCUCCUCAACGCCCUUUCAAAAGAAUGAACUACACAGAUGCCAUCAUUUGGCUGAAAGAACAUGAUAUUAAGAAAGAUGAUGGCACUUUCUACGAAUUUGGAGAAGAUAUCCCAGAGGCUCCAGAGAGGCUGAUGACUGACGCAAUCAAUGAGCCUAUACUCCUGUGUCGUUUUCCUGCUGAGAUCAAAUCCUUCUACAUGCAACGCUGCCCAGAGGAUCGUCGGCUGACUGAAUCUGUUGAUGUGUUAAUGCCAAAUGUUGGUGAAAUUGUGGGCGGGUCGAUGCGUAUCUGGGACAGUGAGGAGCUGUUGGAUGGUUACAAACGUGAAGGUAUUGAUCCGACUCCAUAUUACUGGUACACUGACCAGCGUAAAUAUGGCAGUUGUCCUCAUGGUGGUUACGGUCUGGGUCUGGAACGGUUCUUAACAUGGCUUCUCAACAGACAUCAUAUUCGUGAUGUAUGUUUGUAUCCACGCUUCGUUCAACGUUGUAAACCAUAACAUCUGCUUGGUGUAACGCUGGAAUAAAACAAAUUUCAUGUCCUUUAUCGCUUGCAUUAAAAAGAAAAACUGCUAAGUGAUCAGCUGACCCAUCAGCAUCUGAAAGUACAGGCCAUUAUUUCAGGUGGAGACUCUCAGCUGUACCACUGAUUUCGGUUAUUUAUGUUUUAAGAAUUGCAUAAAUACUGUACUGUAAUGCAACAUACCUCUGCCUCCAGUGAGUCUUGUGUAAUUAUGAUUUUCAGAAUGUUUGUGUUCAUAAUUUACAGCAACAAUAAAUCAUUCAUAAAAAUAAA
This is a messenger RNA of Carcharodon carcharias (great white shark), 2126 nucleotides long. RefSeq names its product asparaginyl-tRNA synthetase 1 (gene nars1). Gene Ontology annotation, cellular component: cytoplasm. Lineage: Eukaryota; Metazoa; Chordata; Chondrichthyes; Lamniformes; Lamnidae. Gene Ontology annotation, molecular function: ATP binding; nucleic acid binding; asparagine-tRNA ligase activity. Gene Ontology annotation, biological process: asparaginyl-tRNA aminoacylation. Bases 148 to 1830 code for a protein of 560 amino acids. The record is from RefSeq and is a predicted model, not a curated record. The transcript has 15 exons.